Dovyalis caffra is the source of this 1515-nucleotide messenger RNA. Lineage: Eukaryota; Viridiplantae; Streptophyta; Magnoliopsida; Malpighiales; Salicaceae. The record is from the annotation of a GenBank genome assembly.
AUGGAAACCUCAGCUCUUUCUCCAAAACCAGCAGAAGACUACAGCUCCUCGAUUGACACUUCUCGUCCAUUUCGAUCAGUCAGAGAAGCUGUUGCCAUCUUCGGCGAGAGAAUUCUAGUAGGAGAAAUAUACUCUCCAAAGCCUUUUUAUACUCCUCCUAGAGAAGAAACUAACUCGUGGAGGUUCUCAUCACCAAGCCCUAAAGAAGAUCAUCAUGAACAAAAUGGGGUCUUCGGUACUCUAAAGAAACUCGAGGCUGAGCUUGAGGAAACCAAGGCAGAACUGAAGUUGUUAAAGGAGAGAGAGUACGAAACAGAAAUUGCAGUGGCUUCGUUGAAUGCCGAGCUUCACAAGAAUAGGUCCAAGUUGGCUGAGGCAGAGGCAGCUGCAGCCAAAAAGGCGGCAGAGACGCCGAGAUCGGUGAGUUUUGCUAGGGAAAAGAAGGAAGAAGUACUUAAAGAGGAAGAAAGGAGGAGAGAGUUGAUGAUAAGAAUGGAGAGUUCUCCAACCUUGUCUCAAAUAUUAAGUCUUGGGGAGGAGAAAGGGUACUUCCGAGGAAAGAACGAGCGGAAGGCAAAGAAAAAGAAGCCUAUUAUUCCUCUCGUGGCCGAUUUGUUUUUCAAGAAAAAAGGGUCAUCAAAUGCUCUUAACAACCCUCUAUAUGCGUCUCCCGAAAUAUUCCAAUCUCAAGAGAGAAUAGAUGAAGAAGAAGGAGAGAUGCAAUCGGUGGUCCUGAACCCAACUUACUGCAGGGACCAACAAACCCUAGACACCUCUUGCAGCUAUCCUUCUCCUCCUAUCCUUCAUAAGAGUUCAAGCUUUUUUGGUACCCGUGUGAGGAGCACCAAUCACCGGCCCCAAGGCAUCCCUUGCCGUGCCUUACGAAUUCGAUUGCCUUCUUUUACAUGGAGGCGGCUAGCUGUAAAGGCUGUUGCUACUCCAGAUUCAGCAAUAGAAUUGCCAUUAACUGUGGACAAUGUUGAGAGUGUAUUGGAUGAGGUUAGACCCUAUCUGAUUUCAGAUGGUGGUAACGUGGCAUUACAGGAGAUCGAUGGCAAUGUUGUACGCUUGAAACUACAAGGAGCAUGCAGUUCUUGUUCUGCUUCUGUUAUGACAAUGAAGAUGGGUAUUGAGCGUCGCUUAAUGGAAAGGAUUCCUGAGAUAGUUGCAGUAGAAGCAAUAGCAGAUGAAGAAACCGGACUUGAGCUGAAUGAUGAAAACGUAGAGAAGGGUUUUCAAAAUCUCUGGAUAAUCUCGAGUGUUCUAUACCUUAUAAGAGCUGCUUUUAACAAAGGUUUGAGGGUGUUGGGAAUUCAAAAUGAGGAGGUACUGGAGGAAAUUAGGCCAUACCUUGUUGGGGCAGCUGGAGGAUCUCUUGAACUAGUGGCCAUUGAGGAUCCGAUAGUUAAAAUCCGAAUAACAGGGCCAGCAGCUGGGGUCAUGACCGUACGAGUGGCUGUCACCCAGAAAUUACGAGAGAAAAUUCCAGCCAUUGCUGCAGUUCAACUCUUAUAA